This is a messenger RNA of Eutrema salsugineum, 1122 nucleotides long. Its product is annotated as transcription factor FAMA. The record is from RefSeq and is a predicted model, not a curated record. Gene Ontology annotation, biological process: stomatal complex development; positive regulation of DNA-templated transcription; guard cell differentiation. The transcript is spliced from 4 exons. Bases 1 to 1122 code for a protein of 373 amino acids. Gene Ontology annotation, cellular component: nucleus. NCBI's taxonomy places the organism in Eukaryota, Viridiplantae, Streptophyta, Magnoliopsida, Brassicales, Brassicaceae. Gene Ontology annotation, molecular function: protein dimerization activity; DNA-binding transcription factor activity.
AUGAAUAAAGAUUACUCGGCUCCGAGUUUUUUCGGUCAAGUCUUAGAUGGCAAUGACGAUAACAGUGCCUGUAUGAUAGACUAUACGUUCAAUACAAACCUUCAACAACAAAAGCAAUCGAUGCCACAACAGCAACCGCAUCAACUAGUGUCCCAUUCUUUAGAUGAAAUGAGCUUUGCAGACGUGAUGCACUUCGCGGACUUCUGUCCGAAACUGGCGUUGAGCCAGACCAGGAACCUUGACGAUCAAGAAACCAGGAUUGACCCGGUUUACUUCUUGAAUUUCCCAGUCUUGAACGGAAAGAUAGAAGAUCAUAACCAAACCCAACAUCUCAUAUCUUCUCAAGGAGGUGAGUGUGGAGGAAACAAAGGCAACGAUGACCAUAACUCCGUGCAACUCCAUUUUAUUGGAGGGGGAGACGAAGAAGAUAAGGAGAACAAUAAUGUUACGACAAAGGAAGUGAGGAGAAAGAGGAAGAGAGCUAAAAUAAGCAAGACCAGCGAAGAAGUUGAAAGCCAAAGAAUGACUCAUAUCACGGUCGAGAGGAACCGUAGAAAGCAAAUGAACGAGCAUCUACGUGUCCUCAGGUCCCUUAUGCCUGGCUCCUACGUUCAAAAGGGAGACAAAGCGUCUAUCAUAGGAGGAGUAAUAGAAUUUGUAAGAGAGCUCGAGCAACUUCUACAAUGUCUAGAAUCACAGAAGCGUAGGAGAAUCUUGGGAGAAUCCGUUCAUAGCCAAAUAGGGGACAUGACCACACCAAAAAAUGUGGCAGCUAACCAAACUCAAAUCGAAAAUGUAACCGAGCUAGAGGGCGGAGGAGGGCGGAGGGAGGAGACGGCGGAGAACAAGUCGUGUUUGGCUGACGUGGAGGUGAAGCUACUAGGGUUUGACGCCAUGAUCAAGAUACUUUCAAGAAGAAGACCAGGACAACUGAUCAAGACUAUAGCUGCCUUGGAGGAUCUUCAUCUCUCUAUCCUUCACACUAACAUCACUACCAUGGAACAAACCGUCCUCUACUCCUUCAAUGUCAAGAUUACAAGUGAGACGAGGCUUACGGCAGAAGACAUAGCGGGCUCCAUCCAACAAAUCUUUAGUUUUAUUCAUGAAAAUACCAUAAUUUAA